Messenger RNA from Pteronotus mesoamericanus, 1188 nucleotides. RefSeq names its product leukocyte immunoglobulin-like receptor subfamily B member 4. NCBI's taxonomy places the organism in Eukaryota, Metazoa, Chordata, Mammalia, Chiroptera, Mormoopidae. The record is from RefSeq and is a predicted model, not a curated record. Gene Ontology annotation, molecular function: inhibitory MHC class I receptor activity. Bases 1 to 1188 code for a protein of 395 amino acids. Gene Ontology annotation, cellular component: plasma membrane. Gene Ontology annotation, biological process: cytokine-mediated signaling pathway. The transcript is spliced from 7 exons.
AUGUCCAUCCUCCCUGCUCUUCUCUGCCUUGGGACCCUCCCCAGACCCACCAUCUGGGCUGAGCCAGGCCCUGUGGUCCCCUCGGGGAGCUCUGUGACCAUCGGGUGUCAGGGGACCCUGCAGGCCCAGGAGUACUGUCUGUAUGAAAGUGAAAUUGAUACACCUGUGGGCAGAGAGCAACCACGGGAGCCCCGGGACCAGGCCAAGUUCUCCAUGAAAGACAUCUAUGCAGGGAGAUUUUACUGUAAAUACCGCAGCCCCACGGGCUGGUCAGAGCCCAGUGACCCCCUGGAGCUGGUGGUGACAGGGGUCUAUGGCAAACCCAGGCUCUCGGCCCUGCCCAGCCCUGUCGUGACCUCAGGAGGGAACGUGACCCUCCAGUGUGGCUCAGGGCAGCAAUUUGGCAGGUUCAUUCUGAUUAAGGAAGGGGAACGCACGCCCCCCUGGACCCUGGACUCACAGCGACUCCCCAGUGGGCAGUCCCAGGCCCUGUUCCCUGUGGGCCCCGUGACGUCCGUCCACAGGUGGAGGUUCAGAUGCUACGGCUGUUACAGGAACACUCCCCAGGUGUGGUCUCAGCCCAGUGACCCCCUGGAGCUCGUGGUCUCAGCCCAGGGUCUGCAGUGGUACUGGAAGGUGCUGAUCGGGGUCUCGGCGGCCCUCACGCUGCUGCUCGCCCUCCUCCUCUUCCUCUUCCUCCGACACCGGAGUCAGAAAAAAGGCAGGACGUCGGAUGCUGCCGUGAAGGACCCACAGGCUGGGGAGGGCGUGGAGCUGGACCCUCGGCAGAACAGGCCCCGUGACGACCCCCAGGGUGUGACAUGUGCCCAGGUGAACCGCUCAAGAUCAAGGCUCAGGCAGGGAAUGGCCCCCUCUCCUUCCCUCCUGUCACGGGAAUUGCUGGACAGGAAGGGCAGACAAGCAGAAGGGGACAGACAGAUGGACAGCCAGGCUGCUGCACCUGCGGCCCCCCAGGAGGUGACCUACGCCCAGCUGGACCGCCUGAGCCUCAGACGGGAGAGGAGUGCCCCCCCUUCCUCCCCGUCAGAGCAGCCCCCGGCUGAGCCCAGCGUGUACGCUGCUGUUGUCGUCCACAUGCCCAGGAAGGGCCCCGACCCCACACUCCAGGGCGGGGGCCUGCAGGGACCUCAGAAGGCACAGGAGCUGCCCCAAAAGACACCCAGCUAG